Messenger RNA from Notechis scutatus (mainland tiger snake), 595 nucleotides. The record is from RefSeq and is a predicted model, not a curated record. NCBI's taxonomy places the organism in Eukaryota, Metazoa, Chordata, Lepidosauria, Squamata, Elapidae.
GGCUCUUGGCUGCAGAUUUCGCUCCACCGACGCUGCUGCCGUGUGCCAAGUGACCCCCCCACACACACUUGGGAAAAUGCUGAGAUCAACGGUCAGCCUGGCUCUCCUUUUGGCAGUGCUCCAAGUCAGCCAUGGCCAACGGAUCAAAAGACUAACCGCUUGCUUGACCGAUCAAACCCUGCGGAUAGACUGUGCUUACGAACGGAAAACCACCAACCCUCUGUCCUACGAAUUCUACCUGUCCAAGGGGUUUACCGAUAAAACAGUUGUGGCUGGCAACUUGAACGUAGCAAGCGCUUCCUACAAGCCUCGCACCAACGUCAGUGUCACCAACAACCUCGUGUGCCUGUAUCUCUCUGGCUUCAGCACCAGCGAUGAGGGAGCCUACACUUGCAUGUUGAAGAUCACCAACGAUUACGAAGACAUGCAGUCCAAGAACAUCUCUGUGGUCAAAGCCCACUUGGCGAGAUGCGCCGGGAUCAGCGUCUUCAUGCAGAACACCUCCUGGCUCCUCUUGCUGCUCCUCUCCCUCCCCUUGUUGCAAGCUGUGGAUUUUGUGUCGCUUUGAAGGGGGGGAAGAGCUCCAGCGAGUGGG